AUGGAGAAGUACGAGCGUGUGAGAACGCUCGGUGCCGGGUCCUUCGGCAAGGCCUUUCUCGUUCGCAACAAGGACACACGCCAGCUAUGUGUGAUGAAGGAAAUGAAAUGCAAGACCAAGGCAGACUUGGAAGAAGCCAUCAAGGAGUCAAAGUUCCACGCCAGCGUCUCCCACCGCAACAUCAUCCAGUACUUUGACGUGUUCCAGGAAGGUUCACGGACCGUGUUCAUCGUGAUGGAGUAUGGACAGGGCGGUGACCUCCAGGCGCAAAUCAAACGCAAACGCAUGGCGCGACAACGGUUUCCAGAAGCAACCAUCGUCAAAUGGCUCGUACAGGCAUGCAUGGCCCUGCAGUACCUCCACCAGCAGGGCAAGCUGCACAGAGACAUCAAGGCUGGUAACCUAUUUCUCGAUGCGAAAGGCAACAUCAAACUGGGCGACUUUGGGAUUGCGCGCGUGCUGGAAGCAAACGCCGCACGCAUGUCUGCACGCACGUGCAAGACACCAGUCGGCACGCCGCUGACGAUGGCGCCCGAGAUUGCGGCGGGAAAAGCGUACGGGCAGAAAGUUGACAUCUGGGGCAUUGGCUGCGUGCUGUAUGAGCUGAUACAACUCAAGCCCGCCUUCUUCGCGCAGUCGCUUGACGGCCUCCUCUCGCGCAUCCGCCGCGGGAAGUACGACACGCGCUACCCCGACCACGUGAGCAAGGACCUGCAGCAGCUGAUUGCGAUGAUGCUGCGCGUCGACCCGAACAAACGGCCCAGCGCCGCCCGCAUCCUCGCCCACCCGUUCCUCGCCGCACAGCAGCAGCAGCAGCAGCAGCAGCAGGUGGCGUCACAUGGCGCGUCGCCGGCUACGGCGCGGCGGCAGAGCGAACCCAACCAUGACGUCAUGGGGCUGCGGCCCUUGAAAUUGCGAGGCAUGCCACGCCGCGCCCUCCAACAACAACAGCAGCAGCAGCAACGGCACCAGAGCCGAAGGGACGACAGCAGCAGCCCCGUUGAGCUGCAUGACGACGACGGCGCUGUUGCUUUGGGCGCCCUCGGUGGCGGUGGCAUGCGGCGACGAAGCAAAGCAGGCGGUCACCCCGGUGGUCGGCCUGUCGACCGGCGCACAAGCUGGGACGCGCUCGAUCCACACCCGCAGCAGCAUCGUGCCGGCGGUGAUGGCGGUGAGCAACAGCAGCGGCACCGCGAUCAUCGUUACCGCCACCAGCACCCACAGGGCCGCCGCAGCCGCAGCAAUCACCGCAGCCGCAGCAACCAGCACUAUGCAAAGCAGAGCCCCGUCGCAUACCGCCAACACCGCGAUGACGGUGAUGUUGAUGGUGCGGACCGUAGCACGCACGACGACGACGACGACGACGACGAUUAUGAUGAUUACGGCAGCGUCACCCGUGCUGCUGCUGCUGGUGGUGGUGGUGACGAUACGCGCGAUCGACAUGAACGGCCACGCAGACGGCGACAGGCGGUCCGGUUCAGGGACGCGUCGAACGACACGGGCAACAAUAGCGACACGGACGCGUGCGCCGGGGAUGACGCGACGGAUGCGACGGAGGAUGAUGAGGUGGAUGGCAACUAUGGCGACGAGGACAACAGCAACGCCGAGAACGACGACAGCAACGGCCACCGCAGGCGCCACAGGCAGCAGCGGCCCGGGCACCGGUAUCACCAGCACGUGCCAACGCGGGAGGCGCGCGAACACAUGCGUGCACAGCUCAAGUCCAAAUCCGAGGUGUCUGUGAGCCCGCGCGUGUACAGCAACUGCGGCAGUGAGGCUGGCGAUGAUCUCAUGCACGUGUCCCCGGAUGGCGUUGGGGGCGGCCACCACCAGCACCACCACCACCUCAACAACAACAACAACAACAGCCCCGGCCAGGGCGGCAGGCGGCACAGCCUCAUGCCUGGCGCCGAGUUCUCGCGGCCACCGCGUCCGUGCAGUGCUGAUCGCGUCCGUUGCGGCGGCGGGUAUGUCGGGCUAAACGGCGGCAGGCGUCGCAGCAGCCUGAUGCCACCACCGCCACCACACGCCAAUGGCAGCAACAGCAGUGGCCAAUGUGGAGGCGGCGGCAAGAACGGCCGGCGGCGCUCCAACUCGCGCAAGGUGUCCGAUUUCCUGGAACUGCAACGCAGGUUUUCGGAGGUGCGGCCCGAAAUGCCCAUGGCGCUGAGCAAGGAGCAGAUGCAGAUGCACGUGCAGGCGCAGCGCGAUCGCCAGCCCCUGCGUAGCGGGGGCACUGGUGAAGGCGACGGUGUCCGUGGUGGCGGUGUUGCAUUGCCACAUGCCAAUCCAAGCGGCCAUCAUCACCAGCGCCAUGUCCGACAGCGCUCGAACGGCCGCCAGUCCCCGCCGCAGCACGGCGCAGCCACCAACAGCAGCAGCAGCAGCAGCAACGCUGCGAACGGCAGCAGCAAUGCAGAUGUCGGAGGUGUCGGUGUUGGCGGCGGGCGUGUGGGCAGUGGCGUGUCGCCGCAUGCGCGGGGACGGCGGUCUGAGCCGGACUUUCGACGCAUGCACCGAGGGCGUCCAGGGCACAACGGCAAGAACAAGUCGCUGUUUGAGCUCGCCCAGUACUAUCAAGCCGCAAAGCUGUCGUGA
Messenger RNA from Salpingoeca rosetta, 2598 nucleotides. RefSeq names its product NEK/NEK1 protein kinase. Bases 1 to 2598 code for a protein of 865 amino acids. Gene Ontology annotation, biological process: protein phosphorylation. The transcript has 6 exons. NCBI's taxonomy places the organism in Eukaryota, Choanoflagellata, Craspedida, Salpingoecidae. Gene Ontology annotation, molecular function: protein kinase activity; ATP binding. The record is from RefSeq and is a predicted model, not a curated record.